AAGAAUCUUACCACAUACUAGUUUUAUAAUCUUCUGCUGUAAUUGUGUGUUUAUCGUGACAUAGAUACGUCUUUGGAAGCACUGGGAAGACUCCAUUGCAAAAGAUAAUUAUGAUACAAAACAAGUUAUGGAACCUAAGCUCACUGAUGUCCAUCAACAUGACUUCAUCAAGGGUCGCUUUCUGGGUAUUGGUAAAAAUUCAGUGAUGUUAGGCUGGUUGUAUUCCUUUUUCAAGCAAUUUUAUGGAUCCGUCACCAGAUCAGACUACAUGACACUGAGACUUGGUUUUAUCAUGACACAUUGCAGGGGAAACCCAAAGUUCAAUUUUCACAAGUAUAUGAUCCGUGCCCUAGAAGAUGAUUUUAAGAAAGUUGUUGGUAUAAGUUGGUAUCUAUGGAUAUUUGUGGUCAUCUUCUUGUUGCUGAAUGUCAGUGGGUGGCAUACCUAUUUUUGGAUAGCUUUCAUUCCUUUCAUCCUACUACUAGCUGUGGGCACUAAGCUGGAGCAUGUAAUCAGCCAGUUGGCUCAUGAGGUUGCAGAGAAACAUGUUGCAAUAGAAGGGGAAUUAGUAGUUCAACCUUCAGACGAUCAUUUUUGGUUUCAUCGGCCCCGUAUUGUCCUUUACUUGAUACAUUUCAUACUAUUCCAAAAUGCUUUCGAGAUAGCAUUUUUCUUCUGGAUAUGGGUUCAAUAUGGUUUUGACUCUUGCAUAAUGGGACAAGUCCGUUAUAUAGUACCGAGGCUUGUUAUAGGGGUAUUCAUCCAGGUGCUCUGCAGUUAUAGCACCCUGCCACUCUAUGCCAUCGUAACACAGAUGGGAACUUCUUUCAAGAAAGCAAUAUUUGAUGAGCAUGUGCAAGUGGGGCUUGUUGGUUGGGCUCAGAAAGUGAGGAAGAAGCAGUUGAAGGCGGCAACUAAUGUCUCUGUUGGAGGAAAAUCUACUGAUGGUUCAACUACGGGAAUUCAGUUGGGAAGACUUGCCGGCAAGGAAUCUGCACCAGAGGAUAUUUCGCCCACAACUGCUGCUGCUCAAGGACAUAAUAAAUAAGAUCUUCAGACUUUUGGAAAUGGUAGUAGGCACAGGCUUCUCUCUCUCAAUUUUAAUUUUGUCGGUUUUGUGCCCAUGAUGGCAAUAUAUCUAUAUGAAUGAUUAAAACUCGGUUGAAUCUCAGGUGUGUAUAUUUUGUGGGCUUAAUAGAAGUAAUUAUAUUAAUUAUGUCAGCGAUUUGCCCAGUUUUGAAGUAUGGUUAUUC
This is a messenger RNA of Camellia sinensis, 1253 nucleotides long. NCBI's taxonomy places the organism in Eukaryota, Viridiplantae, Streptophyta, Magnoliopsida, Ericales, Theaceae. The record is from RefSeq and is a predicted model, not a curated record.